AUGCCUCAACCUUACAAUAAGAGCAAUGGAAAGAAAACCGCGACUAAAAAUUAUAGUACACCUUGUAAGUACUUCCAGCGAGGCCGCUGCACGAAUCCUCGGUGCCCUUACCUGCAUGUACGGGCCAGCACAGAUGCUGCAACCCCAGGUCUUAACCCGAAAGUGGAAACCACUAUUUCCUCCAACGUUGGUGUCGACAUCAUGAAAACAAUGUUAAGACUCUUCUUCGAAAAGCAGCAAAAUGCCAUUUACAACGUGGAGCAGGGAUUGUUAAAUCUGUCCCACCUGGGACAGCACGAGGACCUCCGAUCCGUUUCCUCAAGCAUUAACUUCAACACAAAGGCCUUCUGCAAGGCGUUGUGCCAUUGCGUCCACGAGAUCUGUCUCCCACCACCCUCAGCGCUGAGUUUGGAGGGAAAUAGCAUCACCACGCUGUCCCAUCUUGCGGCUGCCAUGCGUGACGUGGGGCUCGACGCCGCCCUACGUGUCCUCUCCCUCGCGCAGAAUGAGCUCGAGACAACGGAAGCACUGCGCGCGCUGAGACCCUUCACACACCUGGUGGAGCUUCGCCUUGCUGGAAAUCCUAUUGAAGAGCGGCCGGAAUAUCGCCAAGGAAUCAUCGCAGAGAUGCCUUCUCUGCUUGUGUUGGACGGCACGAGCACCGCGGACCCCCCCCUGAGCCUGCCGUGGCCGCAGUUGGAUGGUUCUGCCUUCCCUACCGCAGAGGAGGAACGGGGGGGCGAAAGGAGCGGGGAUAUCGUGAGCCCCUUGGAGGCGUCCUACGCUCUGGUUUCCUCAUCGUCUCUCGGAGUUGUCGAAAAGAGCGUUUUGAGGUUUCUGCACAUGAACGUGUUCGGCCCCCUUGAGUACGAUGCGUUUUCUUCAGGUCGUAGCCGAGGCAACAGCAGUGUAAAUGAGUUAGCAGAUGUUUACGCCCUUCAAGCUGCCCUCUCACUGAGUCUCUCCUGCCCGGAAGCGGCGGUGGCGACUCCUUUAAAAACUUCGAGCGGGCAGAAUCCGUCCACAGAUCGCACGGUCAUUCGCGAAAUCGUAGGGUUCCGCAUGCGACAGACGGAGUGCGACCACAACCUCACCCGUGGAAUACGUUCGCCUCGGGUGGCUGUUGGUCGUGUGCGCGUGUGCACACAACUCGAGCACUGGCUUUACCCACCAAGCUUUGCGGUGAAGCACUACGUUCACUCGAGCAUGAACGUAGUCAAUCUCGGCCUCGGUGAGAGCUACGAAGGGGUGGUGGUGGCGACAGUACACGGCGUCAUGGCGUGGUGCCACCGCACGACAGGGCCAAGGGGCAAGAACAACAGCGAAACCAACAGUGAUGCGCUUGUCAUACUGCGCAACUUCACACGUAGCUUCAUCAUCGCACCGCGGUCGCAGUUAAGCGCGGACGAUAUAGCCCGUGGAAACGUCCCAGCGGAGGGUGGAUGGGUUAUUCUAAAUGACAUGAUUACCUUGCUGCCCUUUGCGGCUGGUGAAAACAAUGGCACGCAUGAAUUGCCGUCCCGCACCACGGCCGUUCUCUUCGGCGAAAAGGUGUAUGCGUAUGGGGUCCUUUUCAGCCCCACAACUGACCCCCGUCGAAUCCACCGUCACAGCUGCCGCUACGACGUUCCAGUAUCAGUGGUUGGGGUGUUAUGUGCUUUUGUGCACAACGACUUGGAGCUGGUUGAGAUUCUCACAGAUCUUAGCGGCGUUCCCCUCAAUGUCUUUCAGCAACUCGCUGCACUGGUCGAACAGGACCCCAUUGCGGCGGUCUUCCUGUGUCGUUUAGAGAGACGUUACAGUGUUCAGCCCGAUGCCGGGGUUGAGAUACUCAAAAGGUGCGAAAUGAAUUGGGAAGUGAUUCGGAGCUCCAUGGAAUCAUCAACUCCAACGCUCGCGAGUGUCAACGGUCCCACAUGGGUGGUAUAA
Phytomonas sp. EM1 is the source of this 1929-nucleotide messenger RNA. Lineage: Eukaryota; Euglenozoa; Kinetoplastea; Trypanosomatida; Trypanosomatidae. The record is from the annotation of a GenBank genome assembly.